Molecule: messenger RNA, 1572 nt
Organism: Bacidia gigantensis
Lineage: Eukaryota; Fungi; Ascomycota; Lecanoromycetes; Lecanorales; Ramalinaceae
Exons: 2
Coding region: 1-1572 (523 amino acids)
Source: RefSeq, a predicted model, not a curated record
AUGGUGCCUAGGCCCAUAUUCGAUGUGCUUGGAGCGGUCCUCCCGUCAGGCGGUGGGAGUAACGUCUCUCCAAUCUUUGAUGCACCUGUACUUUAUUCGAUCCAAAACCCAGGUGGACCAGGACUAGGAGCAGCCUCCAACUUGCCCAUCCUGAUCCCCACGUAUCCUGCAGUUACACCUGUCGCAGGUGAUCCCAUCGACCUCGGCUUCGGCCGCCCUGAAUUCGCACCAUCAACGAAAUCAAUACAGCCAACGCCAACCUCUUCGAACCUAGAACUAAACAAUGCUCUAGCUGUCUCCAUUCUCGGCACCACUACCUUCGCCAGUGACCAGCCGGCACUCAUAAUCACCGAGCUGCAAGUUCCCAAGGCCUCAAAGUCGGUCCACGAGACCACGCUCUUGUUCUGCACGACUGACUCCUCCAUUGGUCCUCAAUUGUCUGGUUCCCCGAGUAGCGAACGGGCACGACAUGAAUCUUUACAGCUUAGCCCAGCCACAAUCACAAAAUUGGGAACACCUCUGCCCAGCAUUCCUUCCGGCGCGCUGUCACCAACCUGUCCUCCACCAUACAUACUAGCGUCUGAAGUCCACGCAGUAGCAGCCGCAUUCGACGCCCCCGUAUUCACUCCGACUUCAACUUCGAAGUCUAUCAUGAAUGCUGCGACACUCACUUUAACCUCCUCGGCAAGCAAUCCGCAGCUCGAUGCGUCCUUCCGUAGCGGACAAGUCGCUGUAAAUAAUCACGGAUCGCCUGCUCCAGUAACGGAAACGGUCGCCAAGGGUGCACCUCCUUAUGCCUCAAACUCAAUGUCUGGUUCGCUCCAUGAAACUCAAAUAGCGGGUAGUAAAUCUUCUACCGCCCCUGCUAGAGUCGACACAAGGACAGCAGAAACCCUUUCUCGGAUCCCAUCUGCUUCUCUUGUAUCAUCCGUAUCCUCGUCGUAUUUGUCCGAUUACCUAAACGCUUCUGUGGUAGUCACAUCUACAAGUUCUGCGGUAAAAAUGGCCGGAAAUGUUGGUGGAAUAGGUCAAGUGAUAGAGGCUCCUCCAGUGACACGCCCGGUUUCGUCAUCUUUAUCCUCAUCUUCAUCCUCAUCUUUAACCCCAUCUCCAGCCUCAUCUUCAUCAGCAACACUCAUGCAGGAAGCGACCACUGCUGGGUCUCCAGCGUCAUCAUCUCUGGAUGCUGCAGCCGUCACACUUUCAGGAAGCCAACCAAGAUCACAGGCCACAAUACAGGCUAGCAUACCAACGAUGGCCAAAGCUGGUUUCUUAGACGCAAAACUUUUCAAUGUGACGAACGACAAUCACAGAAUGACAAGGACCUUGGGAACAGCGCCAAUAUCGACCCUUUUGGCAAACCAAAGCUUACCGUUUUUAAUCGUCCAAGUUACGAGCACGGCGGAGAAAAUAGUGCAGAUCACGGUGCAAUCGCCGCCACAGCCUGUCGCCAACGCGACCACGGCAAUAAAGACGACGCCAGCAACAUCCAUAUCUGCAGGAAGAACUUUGAGAUGGCGUUGGGGAAGCCUGACUGCGUUGGGCGUCUUUAUCAUUCUACUCACAGGCUGA